Acanthoscelides obtectus is the source of this 1502-nucleotide messenger RNA. The record is from the annotation of a GenBank genome assembly. NCBI's taxonomy places the organism in Eukaryota, Metazoa, Arthropoda, Insecta, Coleoptera, Chrysomelidae.
AAGAAAAUGGCAUAAUUUAAGGUGUCAAAUGAAUUCGGAGAUAAGGAAAAUUAAAAAAAACAAAAGUGGAGAUGGAACUGAUGAUAGACUGUGGAAAAUCUCAAUUACAAAGCAUAGAAAAACCAACAACAUCAAAUACUACAACUCAUCGUUCGAAAAAACUAAAAACCAAAGCCAAGGAAAAAACGGACGAGGAAGGUGAUGCACUGCUAGAAAAGGCUAAAAACAUACUAAAUACACCAACUGACGAGUAUACCGUAUUUGGUGAAUAUGUUGCUAGUGAAUUACGGCAGCUGCAAUCUGAUGAACGAAAAAGAAGAUUAAAACGAAUAAUCCAGAAAGCUAUAGUUGCAAUGAGCGAAGAAGAUGAAGUGGAGUUUUCUGGAUCAAGAACACUUACACCUUUAAUGUCGCCUACUUAUUCACAUUCGAGUACAUACCCAUCAACUUCAAAUACGGUUGAAAGUUUUGAAGAGGCACCGAUAACAAAUACAACUACAAACCUUCCUCCAAUCACGCAGUUUUACGAAAAUUACUUACCUGGAGAUAAUCCGUUUUCAGCACAAAUGGCUGGCGUCAACUCAAAAACGAAACGAAAAGAUUGGAAUGCAGGGGACAUGGCGCAAGCUAUUACAUUAGUAAGAGAGAAACAAAUGGGUUAUUUAAGAGCUGCAAAACACUUUGGUGUGCCGAGAACUACCUUGUUUCGAUUAUGCCAGAAAAACGAAUCACCGCCAGAAGAAGCCGCAGCUACUACACUUGGGAGGAAAACCGUUUUAGGGACAACCGUUGAAAAUCUUUUGGUAGACUACAUUUUGACGAUGGAGAGCAAAUUCUACGGCUUGACGAGAAGCGAUGUUCGAAGAAUGGCGUACAUGUUGGCAAAACGUAAUCAGUUGAAAAAUCCAUUUGGUGACACGGGAUUGGCUGGAAAGAAAUGGCUUAAGCUAUUUCUUAAGCGCCAUAAGGACAAACUAUCAGUGAGAAGACCAACUGGCACAUCUUUUGCUCGAUCAUUUGGAUUCAGCAAAGAAAAAGUAGACACAUUCUUUGAUCUCCUUGAAGGCGUUUAUGCUCAAGAAAACUAUGAUCCACACCGCAUAUACAAUGUUUAUGAAUCUGGGCUUACCAUAGUACAGAGCAAGAUACCCCAAGUGGUUGGCCAUAAAGGGAAACGGCAGAUAGCUUCACUUAUCUCAGUUGAAAGGGGUUCAUUAAUGACAGUUGUUGUUGCUAUGAACGUCAGUGGUCAUUUUGUACCUCCCUUUAUAAUAUUCCCUCGCAAGAAUAUGAGUGCUCAGCUAAUGAGAUGCAGUCCCCCAGGCGCUGUUGGUAUUGCACAUCCAUCAGGAUGGAUACAAAUGAACAUAUUCACUGACUGGUUCAAACAUUUCAUUAACCAUACCAACCCUACCCCGGAAUCGAAAGUAUUACUGAUCUUGGAUGGUCAUUUUUCUCGUACUCGUAACAUCGACGUGAUAGAUGUGGAUCAGAGACAAUAA